This is a messenger RNA of Ictalurus punctatus (channel catfish), 4315 nucleotides long. It is a transcript of the gene mavs, whose product is annotated as mitochondrial antiviral signaling protein. The coding region runs from base 219 to 2330 and encodes 703 amino acids. Lineage: Eukaryota; Metazoa; Chordata; Actinopteri; Siluriformes; Ictaluridae. The transcript has 6 exons. The record is from RefSeq and is a predicted model, not a curated record.
AUGAGAACGCGGUAGCGCUGUAGGUGGGGUUUUAACUUCCAGUUGCGGAAGACAAGAAAAGUCACGAAUUGAAAGUCAAGUCCGAUUUGGACAGAAGUUCCUGCACGUCUCGAUUGGAAGUGCUGUGUUUUGAUUUUUGGACCUAGGUUCGAGGAGAGUUCAAGUAAAAGGCAUUUACUUUCACCUUAAAAAAUCUGACAAACUGAAGCAGUGUGAAGAUGGCAUAUGCAGGUGACCGACUGUAUAAAGAGGUUAUCAGGAAAAUGAUGGGUGAUUUGGCCACAAAAGUCAGAGUGAGAGAAAUCAUAGCUUACUUGCCCUGCCUCACACUUUCUGAUCGGGAGGAGAUAGAAGCUAAAAGAGAAACCCACGGAAACUACAAUGCUAUGAUGGUACUGCUUGAUAACCUACAGAGACGAGAGAACUGGCCUGAUCAGUUUAUCUCAGCACUUCGGACAUGCGAACAGUCGGCUCUGGCUAAUAAGAUCAGUGAAGAAUAUGACAAAAUAAGGGGAAUCCACACCCAGAGAAGAGCCGCUGCUGCUGCUUCGGCUCCUGUCCUUCCUGCUGUUGCAUCCGUCAGUCCUGCAGCACCUCCUGCUCCUGCGCCUGCCCCAGCUGCGGCUGUACCCAGUCCAGCCCUAGCUCCAGCAGAAGCUUCAGCAACAGUGACCACAGCGACAAUCCACAGUGUCCCGCGCUCCACCCCACCCUUGCUCACAACUUCAGUGGAAGCCUCAGCUCAGCCAGCUACUCCACUUAUAAAUUCUCGCCCAGAGCCCUAUUCCACCAUAGCUGCUCCAGCCUCGACUGAAGCCCCUGCUUUAGUUUCAGCCCCAGAUGCCCUAGUACGUGCUCCUCCUGAAUCAGCCCAACCUGCUGAACCCCCAUUGUCGGUCUUGGCUUCAGAUGCAAGGCCCCCUUCUCCAGUCUCUGCUCCUACGUUGACCGCCUCUAUUGGGCAAAGUGAAGUCCCAGGUACUUCUGCCCCUAUAAAUUCUUCCCCAGAGUCCUGUUCUAACAUUGCUUCUCCAGCCAUGACUGAAGCCCCUGCCUUAGUUUCAGCCCUAGAGAAUUCAGUACAGCCUCAUCGUAAACCAGCCCACCCCGCAGAACCCCCACUGUUAGUGUUAGUGCCACAUGCAAUUCCCCCUUCUCCAGUCUCUGCUCCUGAGGUAACCCCCUCUGUUGGGCAACGUGAAGUCCCAGUCGACGCUAGAAAAACACCCACACUGGAUAUCUCAGGUGGCCUCACUAAUACUGCCCUUUCUGGACCAUCUUCAAUUACUGCAUGUACCCUUUCAACUUCACCUCAAAAGAGCAAUGUUCCAGUGGCAGUCGUAGAGAGCUCCAGUUAUGUGAAACACCCCAUCCAAGACACAAGUCCUCAUGGGACUGUCUUAGGACAGGACUCACAGAACAACCCAACAAUCACUCAGGUUGUACACACUGCAGUGUCGCCAAACUGCCAGACUCAGGAAACAUCCCAGAGAACAGCACAGGCCACACCUUCAGCAUCUACAGAUGCCGUUGCUGGUGGCUUGUCCAACUUAGCAGCAGAAAAUGAAGAGAAUUUUAGCAAGCCUGAUGUCCUAAGAGGAGAGGAACCCUUCUCAGUCAGUUCUGACCGUCUGCAGAUCAGCCAUAUGACCAUGGAACGCUCACCAUUCCAACCUCAAGCCAUGCCAAACACCUACAGGGCUGAAGAACCUGUUGAUGAGUCUGUGUCAGUCACUACUGAUGAUCUGAUGUUCAGCUCUUCUACCACAGCUGUUCUGUCACAGCAUGUUUCUGAUCCUGUAGUCCCUGUUCAAAACUCUGCUCCUAGGCCACUGGAAAAUGGCUUUCAAGAAGUUCCCUGUCCCAAUCAGCCAGUGGAGGACCACUAUGAGUCCAUCUGUCAAAGUUUGCAGACAAGAGUGCACAUUGUUAAGGUUUCUGAAGGGCGAUCAGUCCAAAAUCUCAGUGGUCAGCCUCCAAGCAUGGUUAGACCAACUACAGCAAGAUUAAACGACAAUGGUGAAACUAAGAGUAUUGUUCAGUCUAUUUCUAAAGAUCAACCUAGCUGUCACAUCCAGGACACCUCACAGUGCAUACAGGAAAAUAAUGCCAGUGAGCAGGCUAGUCCUUCUGCAGGUUUAACAACCUAUGCAUACACGGGUACCGUACAAAAGUCAGAAUUAAAAGCUUCAGGCCAGAUUAAUGUCCCUCACUCAGAGCAGAGAGAAGAGUCCCAAGGAGUGCUUCAGCGAUUUCAGUCUAACUCGCACCUUAUUGUAGCUGCAGCUGUUUGCAUGGCUGCUGUUUUUGUGGCCUGGAGGCUCAAGUAAUAAUAUCGGAGCUGCUAUGUGCCACCACUGGUGCCUUAAAACAUGACCAAGUUGUCUUAGCAUACCGCAGGAUUGCUCUGGCCAUGUUUUUUAUUUAUUACAUUUACACUAUAUUAUGUCCUGUAACUGACCAGGAUUCACUGACCAAGGAACUAACCAGCCCUGUGCUUGUGAUGAUCAUGUGGAGAUUUAAAUCAGUGAUUAAACAAGUAAACCUAUUAUUUACCACUUUGAUUUCAAACUUACUAACUGCUAGUUAACUCAGCUGCAUGUGAAUCAUGUAAUCAAUUAAAGCUAGUACUUGUGUGAUCUAUGCAAUUACACAUUUUAUUUAAUUCAAGCCAUUUCAGUCAGCCAGUCUGUGUUAAUAUUAAGUAUACUGCCUCACAAAACAUUCAUUUCCUGUGGCUCCUUCUGCAAUAUACUGCAUUCUAAUGUUGACUGUCUUACAGACAUCAUCUAGAAUACAAGUAUGUGUAUAGUAGAAAUCAUUGAAUGUGUUGUCAUUGCAUCUAGUGCAAGGUUACUUAUGCUACAAGCUCAAUAAACUUAACAAACCUUCCCAGUAGAAUCCUAUACUGUCCUUACAGGGGACCCAUUGAAAACCUCUGAAGGUUAUUUUGGGAAAUAAUCAGACAUUAUCACCUCCAAACUGAUCCUUAUACAAAAAGCAUAAAUUUUCUUGUAGUAUAACUAUAUUUUAAUGUGGGGAUUUGCUCUGUGCACUAAAGCUUAAAAACUGAGUACAAUCUUAACUAAAUUUGACUGUGAAUGCAGGGCUUUUUUUCAAAGCCCUAUGGUUAUACAAGUGAAUAACGAAAGUUGAGUUAUUUAACUUAUAUUGCCACAUCAUAUACAGGGUGGCCAAAUUUGUACAGCUAUAUCAGCUAUGCUAUUUCAAAUCAACAUCAAGUAUGAUUCCAUAUCCUAAUUCACCUUAAUAUAGUUUAUGUGUAGACUCAUGCUCAAUUACAAAAGGUCAUUAUAAAUUUGCAGCCUUGUUCGGUAUUUUAAAGUUUUCACCAAAAAACACUGUGUAGAGGUACAUAUGAUAUAUUUAUAGCAUCUAGACCAUUGCACAUGCAUUUGCCAACCAUGUAAAAUUAAUGCCUGUCUCUCUAUGUAAUGUGAUGCUGAUAAGUAUCACCUUAGUUUGCAAAUUCACUAGGAUAUAUAAGCCUUUCCUGGUUGCACUCUAUUAAUGAAAUUGAGAUUGUAUACACUGAGUUUUCAUUUUAUUUAUGUACACCUUGAAUUUUGUGGCUACUUUUUAGGAAUAAAAUUAAAAGCUGUUCAUAUGCACUGUUCAUAUGCACUGUCAGCUACCCUCUGACCUGUCCAGGAAUGGACAGAGCACCACUGAGCAGACAUUAAGUGGGUGAUGGGGCAAAUUCAGCAUGUAAUUUUAGGGUUUGAGACAUUACUGGAAUUAUUAAACACCUGAGGGAUUAAGAAUAGACCACUAACACAAAGAUCUAGCCAGUAGCAGCCCUGUGUUCAGAAUCCGAACUGAUGAAGGGCAAGAGGACAAUCAACACAGUGAAUGGAAAAAAGACCUAAUCUCUAGCUGUAGACAUAGUAGGACUUUCUAGAAGCCAGUAAGUGUACACUGUGUUUCUCACAUUUAAUGUUGCACCACACAAAUAAUAUCUGCUCAUUGGUGGUUCUGUAAUGGUCUGUUUUUAUUAAUGGAUGGGUUAGAGGUUAACUGACAAACUGCCUAGCAACAGACGGGCUACAGUCAGUAAUUUUAUACCUACAAAGUGCAUAUGCUGCAUGGGCAUGAAUAAACAGCCAGUAAUUGUAGUUACAAAGCAGGUAUACCAAUAAAGUAACAAUUUGAUAGGUGUAGCUAUAAAGUAGCAACUUAGUUUAUGUUCUUUAUGUGUUUUUUGUUUGUUUGUUUGUUUUGCUCUAAAUUCAGAUAUAAAUAAACAUGUUUGUGGGAAUUAAUGGGAAUUAAAUAAAAUGGUACCUGCGGAAAA